AGUUACUAAUGUAGGCCGCGCAGCAGCGCCAUGGCGACCCUUUGUGGGCGCUGAGCGGCUACCGGGCUCCGAGCUGAGCGGCGGCGGGCCUGGCGGCGCAGGGCACAAUGUUUGCACGAGGACUGAAGAGGAAAUGUGUUGACCAGGAGGAAGACGGGGAGGGUGCCUUGGCUGGCUUUGGCACUGUUCCUGCCUAUAGCCUACAGCGACAGUCGCUCCUGGACAUGUCCCUGGUCAAGCUCCAACUCUGCCACAUGCUGGUAGAGCCCAACCUCUGCCGCUCAGUCCUCAUUGCCAACACAGUCCGACAGAUCCAGGAGGAGAUGAGCCGGGAUGGUGCGUGGCGAGGGGCAGCACCCCAGAGUGCAGAACGGGUGCCGCUUGACCGCCUUGUGUCCACGGAGAUCCUGUGUCGCACAGCAAGAGGGCCAGAGGCAGGGUGCCCUGCUCCUGACCUGGGAGAUGACCCCUUGCAAGGUCCAGUUUCUGAACUUUCCACAGUCAGCUCAGCACAGGUGCCAAGGAACACUCAGAGUAGCCUUUGGGAUACAGGCAACCCUCGAGAAAACAGAGGAAGCUUUCAGAAGUCUCUAGAUCAGAUAUUUGAGACCCUGGAGAACAAAAGUCCCAGCGCUGUGGAGGAGUUGUUCUCAGAUGUGGACAAUUCCUACUAUGACCUGGACACUGUGCUGACAGGAAUGAUGGGUGGCACUAAGCCAGGCCUCUGUGAUGGGCUCGAGGGCUUUGCCUCGGCAGCCUCACCUCCCGGCUCCAGCUGCAAGUCCGACCUGGCCGAACUGGACCAUGUGGUGGAGAUCCUAGUGGAAACCUGAGGCCCCCGGUGGGCCACGGAGAAGGCCACAUGCCCCAGAGAGCUUACCUGAUAUACUGUGGCCCAUGUAGAAACGCAGGGCACCAGUCCUGUGCAGAGUUCUCACCACUGCAGCCUGCGUCCUGGCCCUGUGGGGCAGUCUGUUGAUUCUGAGAGUGUCCUGGGACAGACUCAAUGGCUCCGGCUCUGGCAGCAGAGGCCGGGGCUGGGAGCUGGAGCUUUCUGAAGGCUCCUCAGCCCUGGGCUAGGUGGCAUCCUACAGCCCCAGGCCCUCCCUGUGCUUGCUGCACCUCCUGCGGAGAUGUCGAGCCACAGACUGCAUUCAACCAACCUCAUUAAAAUCUAGAUAGGUGAACUUUUAAAACUCAGUCUUAUACGUUUGGGGCAAUAUUUUGUCUUUUAAGAUAUAUUUUUUAAAAUGUUUUAUACUCUUAGAUUUUUGCAGCUAUUUUCUUAAAAGUCUAUUUUUUGUAUAAACAUCAUUUGCUGCUACAUUAGAAACUUGUAUAACCUGAAUAAUUGCAGUUUUGUAUUUCAUUGUUUGAAGGUUUAAAUGGUCAUUUCCCACACUCUGAUGCAGCAGCGUAAGUGUUCUGUUUUCUACUUUGGUUGUUCGCAGGACCUUAUGUCAUGUUCUGUGUUACAACAGAGGAUGCUUAAAAUGAGAACUACAUGCAAUUAGAACCCUCUUCAUUAGACCUGCUCUGAAACUGUAUCUUUUUAGACUUAGUGAAAAUAAUGGAGGGUUCUAUUUAUGCCUAUUUAUAUAUGUAAAUGCCACUGGAGGGGAAGGUUGGGUAUUUGUGUGAAAUUACAGGCACCAUUUGAUCUUAAGAGUCUGGUGUCUCAGCUGUGUCUUCCUUGAGGUGGUCACAGAGGGCACCUCCCAUCUGUUCCCAGCACAGUCCUAGCAGAGCUGCGUGCCCUUUUUAGAGCAUACACAUGGGCUGCUGUGUGCCAGGCAUGUGUGUUUGGAAAGAGCGUAUGCCUGUGUGCUGUUGGUAGAAAUGCUUACACCUGCUCUAUUAAAUUGGUGCUAGAACAGAAUUGUAAGGUUAAAUUUAAGUCCAGAAUGAAAGAACUCUGUAAUUCAUGUCCUCUCAAUCCGAAGGGUCACACAAUGAAGGGAGCUGGUGUGGCCCUGUGCCUGGCUGUCACAUCUCCAGAUCCUUGUUGCCUGCCAUACACGGGUUUCCUCGUGCCUCUUCUGACCUCCUAUCUCUGAGCCUGACAGGCAUGUGGUUUUCCUUUGUGCAUAUGACCAUAUUUGUUUGUAUCAACAUGACAGUGAUGGAUGUAAACCUCACUUUAUUAAAAAUAUCCAGCACACA
Messenger RNA from Ictidomys tridecemlineatus (thirteen-lined ground squirrel), 2163 nucleotides. RefSeq names its product cell division cycle-associated protein 4. Gene Ontology annotation, cellular component: nucleus. The record is from RefSeq and is a predicted model, not a curated record. NCBI's taxonomy places the organism in Eukaryota, Metazoa, Chordata, Mammalia, Rodentia, Sciuridae. Gene Ontology annotation, molecular function: transcription regulator activity.